AUGGAGAGAUCCAAUUGGACUUCUCCUGUGAUGGGGUUUAUUCUCCUGGGACUCUCAGCCCACCCAAAGCUAGAGAAAACGUUCUUUGUGCUCAUCCUCCUGAUGUACUUGGUGAUCCUGCUGGGCAAUGGGGUCCUCAUCCUGGUCACUGUGUCUGUCUCCCGCCUGCACACGCCCAUGUACUUCUUCCUGGGGAACCUCUCCUUCCUGGACAUCUGCUACACAACCUCCUCAGUCCCCCUCAUUCUCGACAGCUUCCUGACCCCCAGGAAAACUGUACCCUUCUCAGCCUGUGCUGUGCAAAUGUUUCUUUCCUUCGCCAUGGGAGCCACAGAGUGUGUGCUUCUGGGCAUGAUGGCAUUUGAUCGCUAUGUGGCCAUUUGUAACCCUCUUAGGUACCCUGUGGUCAUGAGCAAGGCUGUCUACGUGCCCAUGGCUGCCAGCUCCUGGGCAGCUGGAAGCACGACUGCCAUGGUGCAAACAUCCUUAGCAAUGCGGUUGCCCUUCUGUGGUGACAACGUCAUUAACCACUUCACCUGUGAGAUCUUGGCUGUCCUGAAGUUGGCCUGUGCUGAUAUCUCCAUCAAUGUGAUCAGUAUGGCAGUAGCCAAUGUGAUCUUCCUGGGGGUCCCAGUUCUGUUCAUCUUUAUCUCCUACAUCUUCAUCCUCACCACUAUCCUGAGGAUCCCCUCAGCUGAGGGGAGGAAAAAGGCCUUCUCCACCUGCUCUGCCCACCUCACAGUCGUGGUCGUCUUCUAUGGGACUAUCCUUUUCAUGUAUGGGAAGCCCAAAUCCAAGGACCCCCUGGGGGCAGACAAGCAGGACCUUUCAGAUAAGCUCAUCUCCCUCUUCUAUGGGGUGGUGACCCCCAUGCUCAACCCCAUCAUCUAUAGCCUGAGGAACAAGGACGUGAAGGCCGCUGUGAGGAACCUGGUAUUUCAGAAACACUUCAUCCAGUGA
Molecule: messenger RNA, 960 nt
Organism: Felis catus (domestic cat)
Lineage: Eukaryota; Metazoa; Chordata; Mammalia; Carnivora; Felidae
Product: olfactory receptor 13C7-like
Exons: 1
Coding region: 1-960 (319 amino acids)
Biological process (GO): G protein-coupled receptor signaling pathway
Cellular component (GO): membrane
Molecular function (GO): G protein-coupled receptor activity; olfactory receptor activity
Source: RefSeq, a predicted model, not a curated record